UGUUGUAUUUUAAUUGAAACAUUCAUUCUGGUCCAACAAGAUAAAAAUUUGCGAAUUGAUGAUUGAUUUCUAAUUUCGAAAUGGAAAGAUUGAAUAUAAUAACUUAUGAAGCAACUGUUGCUACCGGUUUGGAAUCAUUGGCUCGCAAAGAAAUUCGAGAAAAAGUUGCCGAUUGUUCGGAUAUCAAUCACACGAAUGGACAUAUCAUUUUUCGUACAAAACGUGGUUAUGAUGAAAUUUCGAAAUUAUGUUCAAUCGAUAAUAUUUUCGCUGUUAUUUAUGAUGAUUAUCAUCCACAUAUGAUUAAUAUGGAUCUCGACACCCUUUAUCAGCAAAUAUUCAUGUCUGUGAUUGAAAAAUGUGAUUGGAAAACCGGAAUUAGUGUUUGGAAAGAAGCAAUAAAAUUCGCCGGAGACAUUGAUGCUAUACUUGAUCCAGAUGAUAAAUCAGCAAUACCUUCAUUCCGUACUUCAUGUAAUCGUUGUGGUGUACAUAAAUUUACAUCUCAAGAUGCGGCACAUCGAUUUGGUGGUCUUGUAAAUGAUCGAUUUCAAUGGAAAGUUUCACUCAAACAAUAUGAUUUAGAAGUUGUGCUUCACAUCAAAGAUAAUUCGUUGCGAAUAUUAUUAUGUUUGACAAAAGAAUCUCUAUCCAAACGACAUAUCGUAUCAUUUGGUCUGACAACAUUACGAGGAACAAUUGCCUAUAAUCUCAUUCAAAUAGCAAAUGUACAACCAGGUGAAAUUGUCUGCGAUCCAUUAUGUGGUUCAGGUGUAAUACCGGUUGAAUGUUCAAAAAAUUGGUAUGAAAAUUUCGUCAUCGCAACAGAUCUCUUUGAAACGGCCAUCGAUAAGAGCCGGACCAAUUUCGAUGCAAACAAUUUAUUCAAACGAACUGAUCUAUUAAGAUGUGAUUCAACCAAAUUGCCAAUAAGAGACAAUACAAUUGAUGUAUUUGUCACUGAUCUUCCAUUCGGUAAACGAAUGGGAACAAAAAUGGACAAUAAAAAAUUAUAUCCAUUGCUGAUCACAGAGAUGAUACGAUGUUCUCGUUUGGAAUCGGCACGAAUUGUUAUACUAACUCAGGAUAAAUUGAAUGCUAACAAAACAAUCUAUAAUCGAAUGACACAAAAGUAUUGCAAAUUUGAACGAGCAUAUCAUGUAAACGUUGGCGGUUUGAAUGCUUCAGUUUACUUAUUGAAAAGAAAUGGACAAAAUUUUAAUGAAUAAACACAGUUUUUUAUUUAUUUUUU
Molecule: messenger RNA, 1252 nt
Organism: Dermatophagoides pteronyssinus (European house dust mite)
Lineage: Eukaryota; Metazoa; Arthropoda; Arachnida; Sarcoptiformes; Pyroglyphidae
Product: tRNA (guanine(6)-N(2))-methyltransferase THUMP3-like
Biological process (GO): tRNA methylation
Molecular function (GO): tRNA (guanine) methyltransferase activity; RNA binding
Source: RefSeq, a predicted model, not a curated record